AUGUCAUCCCAAUACUCUGCUGCUUUCUCUCGUGCCAUGUCCCCCACCCUGGACGCACUCACCCAGGCCGUCGUCAACAACACCGUCUUCGGCGUCAACGAUGAAGCAGGCCGCCAUAACGCUCUGAUCGACGAGCUGGCCACUGUGGUCAUCAAAAAAAUAGCUGAGUGCCGCUCCGUUGACCAAGUCAUAGACUGCGUCUUUUUUGACUAUCGUGCUGCCCUUAGGGAGUUUCUCCUCAACCUCGCAUCGUGGUGCGAUAAGAGGGAAACAGUCAAGGCUAGCCUCGAGCGCCUUGAAUCUGCCGUUAGCGCAGGCAACACACCCAAUCGCCUUAAGGUGAAGGCACCCGAGUUCCAACUUACGAAGGAAUUCGCGGAUGCCGGGUCAGCGGAGGCUCUUCGAGUCUCCACUACGUUCUCUACCGCUCGUGACGCCUUCCAAAAGGCAAUUAACGACGGCGCCGUUCAGGCGAAAAAGGACGAGCUGGCUUUUUGGGAUGAUAAAUGCGCGCUCAACUCUUGCUACGAAGCUGCUGCCCUCAUCGUUAAGGCAACUUACGAUGAUCGCAAAUCCAGCUACAAGCUCCCUGUUUUCUCUACAGACAACAAGGGAGUUCGACGUAUAGCAGAGUGGGUAGUGUCUCCGCAAAAGAAAGCCGAAUGCAGUGCGCUGCAAACUAUACUGCCGGCGAUCUUUUCUCAUAUCAAACAGAUUGUCAACAUGCGCCACCGCGCCUUGGCAAUUAAGAUUGAGAAAAAGCGGAUGACUGCGGCAACAGCCGAUGUCGAGAUGGCCGACGCGACCAAACCAGAAGCUCAACCUUGGAUCUGUGGGCAAGAAGGCAAACUUUGUCUGGCCAGAAUUCGUCCAAGGCUCCUCAACCUCAGGGCCAGGAAAGCUGGCCCUUCGAAACCCAAGUCGUCGUCGACGCCUUCGCAACGCAAGCCUCAAACCAAGGCUUCCAACAAGGUCGACAACAAGAAGAAAGGGAAGGGGAGAGCUCCCGUCAAGAACAACGAUCCAAAGGGAAAGGGAAAGGCAAGAGCCUAG
Messenger RNA from Psilocybe cubensis, 1053 nucleotides. RefSeq lists its product as uncharacterized. The record is from RefSeq and is a predicted model, not a curated record. The coding region runs from base 1 to 1053 and encodes 350 amino acids. The transcript has 3 exons. NCBI's taxonomy places the organism in Eukaryota, Fungi, Basidiomycota, Agaricomycetes, Agaricales, Agrocybaceae.